Molecule: messenger RNA, 1011 nt
Organism: Aphis gossypii (cotton aphid)
Lineage: Eukaryota; Metazoa; Arthropoda; Insecta; Hemiptera; Aphididae
Product: zinc finger MYM-type protein 1-like
Exons: 4
Coding region: 1-1011 (336 amino acids)
Source: RefSeq, a predicted model, not a curated record
AUGCUACGAAAAAUAGUUAAGGAUGUAAAUGCUUCAAAAUGUUUCUCAGUUUUAGUUGAUGAGACUACUGAUAUUUCUACUAUUGAACAAAUGGCUAUGUGUGUUCGAUAUGUUGAUAGUAACGAUUGCAUCCAUGAAAGAUUCCUGAAAUUCAUUACUAUUAACAGUUUAACUGGUUGUGAUUUAGCUGAAUCAAUACUCAACGGUCUGAAUAGUUGUGAAAUUAAUUUAGAUUACUUAUAUGGUCAAGGAUAUGAUGGCGCAAGCAAUAUGUCUGGCCAAUUUAAAGGUGUUCAGGUAAUUAUCAAAAAUAAAUAUCCUAAAGCUAUAUAUGUGCACUGUGCUGCACACUCUCUAAAUUUAGCAGGAUCAACUGCAAGUGGAAUUCAACCAAUUAGAAACUGUUUAGGUAUUAUUAAAAAGUACUAUGUUUUCUUUAAUACAACGAAACGUCAAAAUGUUCUUUUAACCAACAUUGAAAAUAGUGAUAAGGAUCCUAAGGUUAAAACUUUAAAAAGGUUAUGUGCUACACGAUGGGUGCAGCGUUAUGAUGCGGUAACAGAUUUCAUUGAACUAUUUGAAUUUGCAGUUGAAUCAUUAGAAAAUAUUUCUAAUUGGAAUGAUUCCACUGCAACAGAACCUAAUAUACUAUUAAAAGCUAUUGAUUCAGAAUUUCUUAUAUCCUUACAAGUUAUAAAAUUGGUUUUUUCUUUUGGAUUACCAUUGUGUAAGUUGCUACAAAAAGAACAAAUGGAUUUGAGAGAAGCAAUAAGCCUUGCUAAAGAUAUUAUAAAUGUGUUAAAAAAUAUUAGAUUAAAUUGUGAUACUGAAUUUCACAAAUUAUUUUUACUUGCAAACGAGAUGUCAGUAAUUAUAGAUAUAGACCUGAGUACUAAAAAAAUAUCUAAACGACAAGUAAAUCGAGCAAAUCCAGAUUCCAAUUUAAGUGUUGAAGAAUACCACAAAGUGACAGUAUUUAUAUCUUACCUGGACUUUUUAUACAACAACUAG